Acaulospora colombiana is the source of this 561-nucleotide messenger RNA. The record is from the annotation of a GenBank genome assembly. Lineage: Eukaryota; Fungi; Glomeromycota; Glomeromycetes; Diversisporales; Acaulosporaceae.
CACAAUCGGAUAUCGAAGCAUCUCGAGUGUUCAUUUUCACCCCUAAAGAAGAAAAGUACAGAUUGAGCGAGGAAAGAGAACAUCUCACUUUGGAUGCUUGGUUGUUGAAAUUUGGCCAAAGAGGAAGAACGGCUCGUCUGUUGAACCAGACAAGUGGACUCGUUGGCGCAACUUUUGGUGGGCCUUUCGACGUUUCCGGCACUAAAGGAGAGUCUGAUUUGGUCUCUUCUGAGAGGAUACCAGCUCUCUACUUGGCCGCUAUCGGCCAGGGGUUGGGCGCCCUCGAGUUGGGGCGUUGGAAAAGCCUUCAACUGCGACUCUUCUCCGCCACUACUUGGAAGAAGAGCAUGUCGAUGCAGAGUUUCAAAAGCCUCGGUGUAAGCUUAUGUAAGCAGCUUAGCCCCUCCUUACCCCUCGGCGGGGAGCACCCGCCUGCCGUACCAAGGUUGACCUCCGCCUCUCCUCUCGUCCGACAUCGUUCCAGCAAGCCUAACGAGAAGAAGACUAGCACACUAUGCCGGGACUAUGGACGACAUAUAUGGAAUGCAAACCGUCUGAUCG